AUGCAUGUGGUUUGGCAAUGUCCUGCAACUUGUGAUGUGUGGUCAGAGUCACUGAGUAUAUUGCAGAAGAUGAAGAUAGAAGAAUCUGAUCUAUUAGCUUUGUGGGAAAAAUUAGUGAAAAAGGUGAAUGAUUCAGAAUUAGAGGAGGUAGCUGUUGUGAUGAGGGGCUUAUGGUUGAGAAGAAAUGAGUGUAUCUUUGAAGACAAGUUCAAAUAUCCAAGUCAAGUAAUAAGAUUUGCUAAGCAUGAUCUGACAGAAUACCAAUUGGCUCAGCAGAUAUCAAAGGCAAGUAGUAGCAGGAAUGAGGCGAGUCGUAGUAGAAAUUUGAGGUGGGAGAAACCAAGUCCAAGUUUUGUAAAAGUUAAUGGGGAUGCAACAGUUGACAAAAAGGAAAGGAAGGUGGGUAUAGGGGUUGUAAUCAGAGAUGAAGAAGGGGAAACGUUAGUAGUUGUGGAGGGAUAG
This is a messenger RNA of Juglans regia (Persian walnut), 462 nucleotides long. RefSeq lists its product as uncharacterized. The record is from RefSeq and is a predicted model, not a curated record. The transcript has a single exon. The coding region runs from base 1 to 462 and encodes 153 amino acids. NCBI's taxonomy places the organism in Eukaryota, Viridiplantae, Streptophyta, Magnoliopsida, Fagales, Juglandaceae.